Aspergillus nidulans FGSC A4 is the source of this 1383-nucleotide messenger RNA. Its product is annotated as YgfZ/GcvT domain-containing protein. The transcript has a single exon. Gene Ontology annotation, cellular component: mitochondrial matrix. Lineage: Eukaryota; Fungi; Ascomycota; Eurotiomycetes; Eurotiales; Aspergillaceae. The record is from RefSeq and is a predicted model, not a curated record. The coding region runs from base 1 to 1317 and encodes 438 amino acids.
AUGAUACGCACCGGAAAAUAUCCGCGUUCAAUAUGCGCCAGUUGCUCUUUCCGAGGGCGCUCGUUCUCGACAACCCGGCAGUCGCAGGGACCUCAACAUCCACCGCAAACCGGAUAUGCUCGACUCACAAACCGGGGCUUAAUCUCCAUCACGGGCGUCGACAGCACUACAUUUCUCCAGGGCCUAGUCACACAGAAUAUGUUUAUUCCCAAUGAUCCAAACCGCAGAGUUCGACAUACAGGCUCCUACGCUGCCUUCCUGAACUCCACCGGCCGAAUCCUAAACGACGCCUUUAUCUACCCUCUAACACAAGCGGAUGAGCCAGCGUGGCUCGUGGAAGUCGACAAAGAUCAGGUCCCCAAACUCCUGAAGCAUCUGAAAAAGCAUAAGCUGCGCGCGAAGUUGAAGCUCCGCGCACUAGAUGACGGCGAGCGAACGGUCUGGGCGAGCUGGAAGAAUCACUCUGAGCCGCGCUGGGCGGCAUAUAAUCUGGAGUCGACUAGCUCUUCACCGUUCCCUGCGCAUGCAUCGAUUGUCGGAUGUGUCGAUACGAGGGCACCCGGCUUCGGUUCCCGUCUUGUUGUUCCCGGUGAUGGAGAUUUACGGACAUAUUUUCAGGGCGAGGACGAGACGCAUAUUGCGGCCACGGGAGAGGAAGUUGACUUGGAUACUUAUACCGUUCGUCGUAUGCUUCACGGUGUCGCCGAAGGCCAGUCCGAAAUUAUCUCCGAGUCAGCGCUGCCUUUAGAAUGCAAUAUGGAUAUGAUGCGGGGUGUUGACUUCCGGAAGGGAUGCUAUGUUGGCCAGGAACUCACCAUCCGGACACAUCACCGCGGUGUCGUACGGAAGCGCAUCCUCCCUGUCCAGCUGUAUAAUGAUGGUUUGGGCGCUAUCUCAUCUUCUUCCGAUAGCCCCGUGUACGAUCCCACCGUCGACAUCCGGCUCCCCCCGGCCGGCUCAAAUAUUUCCAAGGUCAGCGCGCGCAAGGGGCGCAGCGCAGGCAAAUUUCUAGGUGGUAUCGGGAACAUCGGACUGGCGCUAUGUCGGCUAGAGAUGAUGACUGAUAUUGCACUUACUGGAGAGGCAAGUCAGUACAGUGCUGAGCAGGAGUUUAAGGUUUCCUGGGAGGCUGAUGCUGAGGUAUCCCACGGUCAGACUCUAAAGAGUGGAGAAGUGAAGGUGAAAGCCAUCGUGCCAACUUGGACCAGGGAGUUUAUUCUCGCAGGAAUUGCAAAGAGCAGCGCUGCUAAUAACCACGAAGGUCACCGAGCGAGGGACUAUGUAGAGCAGUUGGAGGAGGAAGAGUCUCAACGGUAAAACGUUAGCGUCUCUGUAAAAUAAUGUACAUGUAUUUCUAGGUUGUACAGCGCCACAAUGCAGAAA